Sitodiplosis mosellana (orange wheat blossom midge) is the source of this 4008-nucleotide messenger RNA. RefSeq names its product chromosome-associated kinesin KIF4 (gene Klp3A). Lineage: Eukaryota; Metazoa; Arthropoda; Insecta; Diptera; Cecidomyiidae. Gene Ontology annotation, biological process: mitotic spindle organization; microtubule-based movement. The record is from RefSeq and is a predicted model, not a curated record. Gene Ontology annotation, molecular function: microtubule motor activity; ATP binding; microtubule binding. Bases 563 to 3937 code for a protein of 1124 amino acids. The transcript has 6 exons.
ACAGUGUCGAUUCGCUGUUCAUGAAACUGAAAAAUGUGCAACAGAGAAAGAAGUGAUAUAUUUUUGGUUCGAUGAAAUGAAAUCGUUCAUGGAGUGAAUAGAAUAACAUAAAAUUCGUGGAAUGUAAUUUUUCUUUAAAUACAUCAUUGAGAAUAAGCAUGAAUGUUUUUGUUUGAAAACUUAAUGAAGUGUAAACCGCUCCCAACGCAUUGCUGUCAACUUUUACGAAACUACGAAAUCAAGACUACGCACAACAGCCCAUUUCAAACAAGGCAUUUCAUUUGCUAACCGACAUUCACUCACUCAGAUCUCGUCUGAAACGUAUAUAUUUGUUCUAUUUUAACUUUCCAAUUUAUUUUCGCGUAUUUGUCUGAGUUUUUAGAAGAAAAAAUUGUUAUUCUGUUGUAUUACAUAUCAUUAAUGACGAGAGAGUAGAAAACUUUUGUAAAAGUGUUUUUUUUUUCGAACUUAAAGUGUUCUGCAUCGACAAAGUGAAAAUUCUUCACAAAAUCAUUGUGCAUUGUUGUUGUAUAUUAAACUGAUUUGCUAGUAAUCAAACACAAUGGCAUCGGAUGAUACAGUAAAAGUGGCCGUUCGGAUUCGGCCGAUGAUUGAUUUAGAGAGAGGCCGUGGUUGUCGAAGUAUUGUGAGCAAAACAGCAACACAACCGCAGGUUGUUGUGAGCUCUGGUAUAAAAACAUCUGAGAUGUACACAUACAACUAUGUUUUUGCACCAGAAGAUACGCAAGAGAUGAUCUACGAAAAUGCCGUGAGAACGAUGGUGCUACAGCUGUUCGAUGGCUACAAUGUGACAAUUCUUGCAUAUGGUCAAACUGGCAGCGGGAAAACGCAUACCAUGGGAACAACAUUCAACGGAGUCGAAGACGAAGAGAUGGGUGUGAUUCCCCGUGCUGUCGGUGAAAUAUUUAAUAAGAUCAUAACGAUGGAGACAGACGUCGAUUUCACCGUGAAUAGUUCAUUUGUGGAAUUAUAUCAAGAGAAAUUAUAUGAUCUGCUAUCGUCAAAUCAACGAGAACAAAGUAUCGUCGAUAUUCGAGAGGUUGAGGGUAAAGUGAUAAUACCGAACUUAACCGAGAAGAUAGUUAAGGACACAGAGUCCACGUUCAAGUGUUUGAUGGAAGGCUCAAAGCAACGUGCAGUGGGAGCAACCAAAAUGAACAAUGAAUCAAGUAGAAGCCAUGCAAUAUUCACCAUAACCGUGCAAAAGAUACCGAAGGACGAUCCAGCUUCGGCUACAAUUGCUAAAUUCCACCUAGUUGACCUGGCUGGAUCAGAGAGAGCUAAGAAAACGGAAGCAGUUGGUGAACAGUUCAAGGAAGGAGUGAAAAUCAAUCAAGGUUUGUUGGCACUUGGUAACGUUAUAUCAGCUCUAGGUUCAUCUAAUCAGAAUAGCGGGCAUGUUGGCUAUCGAGAUUCCAAGCUAACGCGAUUAUUGCAAGAUUCACUCGGAGGAAAUUCGAAGACGUUAAUGAUUGCAUGUGUGAGUCCGGCUGACUACAAUUGCGAUGAAACGAUUGGUACAUUGCGAUACGCCGACAGAGCACGUAAAAUCAAAAACAAACCGGUCGUCAACGAAGAUCCAAAAACAGCUGAGAUCAAUCGACUCAAAGCGGAGAUUCAAUCGCUUCGAGUCGAAUUGUUGUCGAAGAGUGGCGUUGGUAUGACAGCCGUAGAGAAAUGCAAGUCUUGCGCUGAACCACCAACAAAAGCGCAGCUGCAAAAGGAGAACCGCGAAAUGGCCGAGAAAAUGCAAUUGGCGCUGUUUGAAAUGGCCCAUCGCGAGAAUGUAUUGACCGAGUAUGAGGAGACGAUUGAAUCGUUGAAUGCGAAAGUUAGUGAUUUGAAGGAGCAGAUCAUUCAAUUGGACAAGGCAAAUACAACGAACAUGUCACCCGAUGAGCUGAAAGAAUACGGAGAAAAGGUUCACCAGAUCACAUCAACGAUUCUUGACUUGACACAACACAUGAAAGAACGAAAUGAUUGCAUCGUACAAAAUUCAAAGCCGUCAGAAUCAAAUUCGCUCAAUGGAUCGACACGGAUAUCACUUGCAGAUAGCGCGGAAGUUACAGAAACUAACGUCAACUACAUCAAUCAACAGACUGAAUAUCAGCAAGAGCUGCGCGAUGUUAAGUCAGCGUUGAAUAUCAAAGAGUUUCUUCACCUGAGGCUGAUUGAAAACCACAAAAAGGUCGAAACGAAAUACAUCGAAGAAAAAAUGCAAGGGUUUCAAGAUAUGAUCAAGAAACUGGAAAAGGAGCAAGAAGAGCUAAAAGCUGCGCUACGUGGCAAAAAUGGUUCAGUGUCCGUUAAGUUGGCCGAAGAGCGGCGAAAGCGUGUGCAACAGCUUGAAGGUCAGAUUUCUGUAUUCAAGCAGAAGAACAAGGAACAGGCUCAAUUGCUGAAACAACACGAAAAAGAUGGUGAUGCAAUCAAGAAACUGAGCAACGAAAUCAUGGAAAUGAAACAGGCCAAGGUGAAACUAAUCAAAAAGAUGAAAUCCGAGAGCGAUGAGUUUCGACAAUGGAAAGCCCAGCGUGAAAAGGAAAUUGUUCAGAUGCGCACGAAAGAACGAAAACUUGAGUCGGAAGCAGUGAAAAAGAAUUUAUUGAAUGAAAAACAACGCAUUGUGUUUAAGCGCAAAUUGGAAGAAUCAAAUGCGCUCAACAAGCGGUUGAAGGAGGCCCUACUCAAAGUCCAGAAGAAUAAAGAGAAUAAACAGGCAAACAAAGGUGUUCCGAUGCAAAAGUCGGCUUGGUUGAAUGAAGAGAUUGAGGUGAUCUCGUCAAUUGUUGAUAUCAAGCAGUCGUACGAGCAGCUCAAUGAGGCUAGAGCCGAACUCACCAAGAAAUUGAAUCAAGCAAAGCGUCAAAAGCCAAUCGACAAGGAUUUAAUCAAGGAAAUUGAUGAAGAAAUUGCGAUGCACAAUGCCCAAAUCGAUAAUUUACGCGGCAAAAUAAAUGCAAACGAUCUCGAUUCAAAGUUAAAAUCGAUUCAGGAUUCAUACACAAGCCUGCCAGAGAGUCGAAGCAUUGUCCGGCAUUUGCUCAACCAUUUGGUGGAAAAUCGUGGCACAUUCAACACUCAUUUUGCACAAGCACGCGAUUUGAAGCACAAGGUUGAAGCGUUGGAGGAAGAGAAACAACAGAUGGCCGUACAACACAAACAAAAAUUGGACGAAGCCCAGAAAAACCUAAUUCAAUUGAGGACGGAAAAUGUUGAGAAACAAUCAGUUCUGCUGAAGGCGCUUGCAUCUGAAGGAUCUCAAUCAGAGCUGAUUGAAUUGUUGCAGCGGCAAUUGGAUGAAAAAGACGCAGAGAUCGCGAAGCUCAAGAAAUCGAAGCUGGUCUACAAACGCCCGAUCAAGCAGAUUUUGCAAGAGGCAACCUUUGAGCUGAAUGACACCGUAGAGACGAUCAACGAUAGCGAUGAUGACGAUGAUGACGAUCCAGACUGGACAAAGACGCCGUUGCAGAAGGCAACACGCAAGAAGCGUUCGUAUUCACAGAACUCAACUGAGAACGAUACAACAGUUGAUCCGUCGUCAAAGCUGGCAAAAGCCCCCGCAAAGCGAUCAAAAUCGUUGAAAAGUGGUUGCGGAUGCAAGACGGGCUGCAAAUUGGGUAAAUGUGGCUGCCGCGUCAAUGGACAUCCUUGUGGAGAUUCCUGCGGUUGCGUUUCAUUGAAAAAUUGUACAAACUACCCCGGAGGAGACAGUAGUGCUGGUAGCCUAAAACGUGAGCGUUCGGUCAACGAAGAAAGUACGAAUAACAAUGAAGAAAAUAAGGAGAACCUCGACGAAGUGGUACCAUGCACACCACCGAAGAAAUUACGUACUGAGGACAUCAUUAACCCAUACGUUUAUUCGCAUAAGAAGCGCAACCCAAUUUUCACUUCUAACGUCAACAAUGACAAUUAAUCUAACAAGAUAUUUUAUGAUUAGCAUUAAGAUAACAUUAAAUUAAAACCAUUGCAUCAUAAAAAAUCAAA